CCUGCUAUGUGCGUUUCAGACCAGAGGGGAAACUGAAAAUAACCCAGUCAGGCUCCCUGCAGCUAGCCAUGGCCACAGAGAGCCCUGUAGGAAAGCUUGAAGAUGAAGUCACUUGUUCCAUCUGUUUGGAGUAUUUCAAAGCCCCGGUGUCUAUCCACUGUGGGCACAACUUCUGCCAAGCCUGCAUCGACCAGUGCUGGGGGGAGUCGGAGACAAACUUCUCCUGCCCCCAGUGCAGAGAAACCGCCCAGCAGAGAAACUGCAAGCCCAACAGGGAGCUGGGGCGUAUUGCAGAAAUAGCCAAGCAGCUGAGCUUGCGGGUGGCAGCCGGAGAGGAGGGGAGAGUGUGUGACCUGUAUGAGGAGGAUUUGAAAUUCUUCUGUGAAGAGGAUCGAAAACUAAUAGGUUUGAUCUACAGGGACCGUGAAGCUCACAAGUCUCAGCCUGUGGGUCCCACACCGGAGGCUGCUGCUAGGAAUUACAAGGUUAAAUUAUUGCUGUCUGUCCUCUUGCUACAGCUGCCACUGCUGCUGCUGCUGUUGCUACUCCAGUGGAACGUGGGUUUUGAGCGAGCAAUUCAGACUCAUAUGAAGGCUCUGACGAAGGAAAGCAUGUUGCUUCUGGCAUCUAAACUGACUGAAGAGAGGAAAAGCAAAGAGGCUCUGGAAAAGACAAACGUCGAGCGGCAGAAGAUUGUGGCUGAAUUUGAGCAGCUGCGGCAGUUUCUGGAGGAACAGGAGCGGCUCCUGCUGGCCCAGCUGGAAGAGCUGGACAAGGAGAUUGUGAAGAGGCAAAAUGCGAAUGGGGCUAAAUUCUCAGAGGACAUUUCAUUUCUCUGUGACCUGCUUGAUGAGAUAGAGAAGUACCAGCAGCCAUCGGCUAAUUUCCUACAGGAUUUCAUAAGCAUCUCAAACAGGUGGGAGAAGUGGAAGUCCCAGCAGCCAGGGGAGAUUUCUUCUGGGCUGGAAGAGGGAAUCCAUAUUUUCAUGAAGAAAUAUACCAUUCUAAAGAAGACUCUCCAGAAAUUCAAAGACACUCUGUCAUCUGAACUGGAAAGAGAAUGGGCAAAUGUGACUCUGGAUCCAGACACGGCUCAUGAGCUGCUCACCCUUUCUGAGGAUGGGAAAACCGUGAGCUGGGGUGGCUGGCACGUUCUGCCCCACAAUCCCAAGCGAUUUAAUUUGGCUCCCUGUGUGCUGGGCUGUGAAGGAUUCAUCUCGGGGAGACAUUACUGGGAGGUGGAGGUGGGGGAUGGGGGCGACUGGUGGGCUGUGGGGGUGGCCAGAGAGUCUGUGAGAAGAGAAGAAUGGAUCAGAUGUGACCCUGAGGAGGGGAUCUGGGCUCUGUCCCUUCACACGAAUCAGGACUUCGCUUUCACCUGCCCUCUGACCCUGAGCUGGAGUCCCAAGAGGAUCCGGGUUUCUCUGGAUUAUGAAGGGGGCCAGGUGGCAUUUUUUGAUGCCAAUAGCUGGGCCUCAAUCUUCACUUUCCCGCUGGCCUCUUUUGCUGGGGAGAGAAUCUUCCCAUUCUUCUGGGUCCAUGGCGACGAUUCCCAGCUCAGACUGUACCCAUGAGAUACAGGGCAGCUCAUGGACUAGGGCUCUGCCUUGCCAAUAUGAAGCUGGCAGAGUUACUGAGUUGGAUUUUCUUUUUCUCUCUCUUCUUUUUGCGUCUCUAACUUUUCAAAACUUCCUUAGUUUCAGAGAAGUUAGAGUGAAAGCUGGAAAGUGAGAGAGAAAAAAAUCAACCCCCAGAUAUCAUUGUCUAUUUUAUUCAAAGGGAAGGGGGGCCAGGAAAGGGAUGGGGGGAAAUCCAAAACUUCAAAAUUUCAGCAUAAACUAAUGAUUUUUUUUUGGACCAGCUCUAGGCAGAACCAUACAGAGCACGAAAAUUGGAGACUAAAGAAACCCAGUUAUUUUUUCUUGGUGCGAAUAUCCAACUUGAUGGUUUCUAUCUACUAUGACAGUGGUCCCCAAACUUUUUACCUCAUGGCCCCCCCUUACUCCUGUCUGCACCCCCCCCCCCUCACUGGAGCUGGGGCUGGGAGAAGGGCUGCAGCUCUUGCUGCAGGGAGGACAGGGUAAAGGGGACGAGGCUGGGGCCACAGCUGGGGCCAGGAGCGGAGCUGGGUGGCGCUCCCUCCCCAUCCCCUGUGGCAGCUGGCCCGGGCCCCAGCUCUGCUCCCCCAAACAUUCCUCCAUGUGCCCCUAGGGGGGUGCACCCCACUGUUUGGGGAUCUCUGUCCUAUAAUAGUGGAGGGGUAGAGAGUCGGAUCAUCAGCAGGGGCUGACGGGAGCUUGGCCCUGUCAGAACCUUGGAGAACAGGAAGAAAUCAGGCUAGGCAAACACAACUGCCUGUGGAAACAGGGGAAGGCGGGAUCUGGGAAGGGGAGCCCCCAGGAGGGAGUUGAGAAGAAACCUUCCAGGUGCAAUUGGAAUCUAGGUCACUCUGUGUUUCUGGGACAAUGGGGUGGAAUGUUCCCAGAGACCGGUAGAGCUCUAGACUUAGUGUGUCCCAUAUGCAGGCCACACAGCCACCCUGGUCUCUGAGCCUCUGGUCUGUGGUUUAGGGGACCACCAAUCUCACUGCAAAGAGACAGAGACGGGGAAAUGCACAGGCCAGAGCCGCCAAGUCCACUGCCCCAGCUUGUGCCCAUGAUGCCUGUCUGUAUUUCACCCCCAUGUGAGGAACUGGUGUCCAGGCCAGUGAACCUGACCUUUGCAUGCCCUCCCCUCUUGAGUUGGGGAUGAUGCAGGGGUGCCAAUUAGGGGAAGCAAGAGGGGGUGUGACACCCCACCCCCCCGAGUUUCAUACAGGAGGUGUGCGAGCUCCCAGGUGGAGAUCUUAACUACAGCGCAGCAUUAGUGUGAAAUGUAAGUUCCGCAUCUUUGUGCGGAAGUAUGGAGUUGUGGUUACCUGACUACAAUAUGACCAUAUAGAGCAUUUUUGCAACCACUGUUAUAUAUUUGCAGCAAAUCUUGUACAAAGGUUGUCAAAUGAGGUGUCUAUGAAAAGGUUAUGAUUUGCUGGUUAUGCUUAUGCUAUCUGUGUGCAUGUUUCAUUUUUGUAUGUGAAGCGAUAAGUAUCAGCUCUAUACUUGGAUUGCAAA
Messenger RNA from Chrysemys picta bellii (western painted turtle), 3110 nucleotides. Its product is annotated as zinc finger protein RFP-like. The record is from RefSeq and is a predicted model, not a curated record. Gene Ontology annotation, molecular function: ubiquitin protein ligase activity; protein binding. NCBI's taxonomy places the organism in Eukaryota, Metazoa, Chordata, Testudines, Emydidae. Gene Ontology annotation, biological process: protein ubiquitination. Gene Ontology annotation, cellular component: cytoplasm.